This is a messenger RNA of Drosophila rhopaloa, 1881 nucleotides long. RefSeq lists its product as uncharacterized. Bases 1 to 1881 code for a protein of 626 amino acids. Lineage: Eukaryota; Metazoa; Arthropoda; Insecta; Diptera; Drosophilidae. The record is from RefSeq and is a predicted model, not a curated record. The transcript has 4 exons.
AUGUCUGGGAUGCAGAGGCGAUCCUUUGUAAAGGAGAAAUCACUGUGCUACAACUGCUUGCGACCUGGUCAUGGGGUCAGCAAGUGCAAGUCGACAUACAAAUGUAGGCAAUGCAGGGGAAAUCAUCACUCCCUUCUACAUGUGCAAGCGAAUCCACAGGCUAUUGGGAAUCUUGCCCAGAUAGCAGGGAAGGACGAGCGAAACAUAGGUGCGUCCAACAACACUUCGGUGACUCUCAGUCAUUUCGCCCAAGGAGAGAGCACUCAAUCGGUUGUAUGUGCACAGGGCACUGCAAAAUCUGCACAGGAAACGGAAAUUAAGCGAAGCAUAUUACCAACUGCCUUGGUUUAUGUUCAAAACUCAAAAGGUGACCACGUAACAUGCCGUCUCUUAUUAGACACAGGUUCAGAGCUUUCGUACGUAUCCGAGCGUUGCAUUCAAGCUCUCGGAUUGACACGUUCGGCAUCACGCAUCUUGGUUACGGGAAUCUCUUCGGUGAAAGCAGACACGACAAGGGGAUGCAGCACCUUGUAUAUCAAGUCCCGUAUAUCCGAGGAUCAUUUGGUUGUCUACGUCCACGUGCUAGGCAGAAUUACUUCUUCGCUGGAACGCCAAAACAUCGAUGCAUCGGCACUCGAGGCAUUCAAGGAUCUGCAGUUGGCGGAUACAGAAUUCAACACAAACUCACCUGUUGACAUUCUAUUGGGAUGCGAACACGUAUGGUCGGUGUUUACAGGACGAAAGAUGUACGACAACAACGGUAAUCUUAUCGCCAUUUCUUCGGUGUUCGGAUGGGAAAACGUUCAAAGCAGUGCAAAAUUGGAUCCGGAGGAAAACGGGAAGUAUAUCGUGGAUCUUCCAUUCAACACUGCAAGCCCCGAUUUCGAAGAAACUCUACAAGGACGGCUCAAACGCUUUAAGUCGGUUGAGCGGCGGCUGAAACAGAACGAGCAGCUGCGUACACAGUACGUAUACUUUAUGCGGGAAUACACAAAUCUGGAGCACAUGCGAGAGGUGCCACCUGAAGAAAACGCUACUGGAAAUCAGAUUUAUCUACCACACCACCCAGUUCUGGGUUGGAAGCUACGAGUAGUUUUCGAUGGAUCUUUUCGUGACGCCAAUGAUAUGGGUCAACGAAAAGCACAGAAACUUGCAGAAAAUCGUUUGGAGAGAAGCACUUCCAAUCAAUCAAUCGAUUCCAUCAAGCACUUCCAAUUGUGCACUGUAACCUACGGAACUUCAUGCGCACCAUUCCUGGCUGUGCGAGUGCUGGAACAACUUGCUGUAGAUCAUCAAGAGGAAUACCCAAAUGCGACGAAAAUCCUGCUGGAGGAUUUCUAUGUAGAUGACCUUCUUACUGGGUCAAACAGUGAGGAUGAGCUACUUCGGAACCGAAACGAGCUGAUUCAGCUGAUGUCUCGUGCAAAUCUUGAACUCGGGAAAUGGGUAUCCAAUACACCAUGUAUACAAACGGAUGAUAGCGACACACAACCUGCACAAACGUCACCAGUAAAGGUUCUCGGACUGUACUGGCAUCCUGGAAAAGACAUUCUAACGUACAAUGUCGGUCUAGCUAAAAAUCCUGAUUGCACAAAGAGACAAGUCUUGUCCGACGUCUCGAGGAUAUCUGAUCCUCUCGGACUCUUGGCACCCAUUGUAAUCCAAUUCAAAAUCCUAUUUCAAAAGCUAUGGCUCUUGAAUUUGGUUUGGGAUGACCCACUCCCAACUAAACUGGCGAACAACUGGCUAAAGUGGAGAGCAGAUCUGGACAAUCUUCAAACAUGGCUACGGGACAAGACAAACGCAUUCAAGGAGAAGUCAAAUCCAACUGUUUGGCUACACUGGCUGAAGCAAAUCCGGUUCAUCCACUUGAUGAACUAA